Frankliniella occidentalis (western flower thrips) is the source of this 724-nucleotide messenger RNA. RefSeq names its product nucleoside diphosphate kinase (gene awd). Lineage: Eukaryota; Metazoa; Arthropoda; Insecta; Thysanoptera; Thripidae. The record is from RefSeq and is a predicted model, not a curated record. Gene Ontology annotation, molecular function: nucleoside diphosphate kinase activity. The transcript has 4 exons. Gene Ontology annotation, biological process: UTP biosynthetic process; CTP biosynthetic process; GTP biosynthetic process. The coding region runs from base 106 to 567 and encodes 153 amino acids.
CCCGGCUCGAGUGACUUCCGCCGUACAAGCACCUUUCCUGCCAACGCUCUCGUGGUGAACGCAUCGCUCCGUCCUUUCAACAACUUGAACAACCACACCGCAACCAUGGGCGAUGUCACCGAGCGUACCUUCAUCAUGAUCAAGCCCGACGGCGUCCAGCGCGGGCUUGUCGGCAAGAUCAUCAAGAGGUUCGAGUCCAAGGGUUUCAAGCUCGUCGGCCUCAAGUUCGUCUGGCCUACUGAGGAUCUCCUGAAGCAGCACUAUGCUGACCUCUCUGCCCGUCCCUUCUUCCCUGGUCUUGUCAAGUACAUGUCCUCUGGACCUGUCGUCCCCAUGGUCUGGGAGGGUUUGAACGUUGUCAAGACUGGUCGUCAAAUUCUUGGAGCCACCGAUCCCAAGGACUCUGCCCCUGGCACCAUCCGUGGUGACCUGUGCAUCCAAGUUGGCCGCAACAUCAUCCACGGCUCUGACUCAGUGGAAGCUGCCAAGAAGGAAAUUAGCCUUUGGUUCCAGCCUAAGGAAGUUGUUGACUGGAAGCCUGCCGCCACUUCCUGGGUCUACGAAUAAGUCCUCUUUGUCAGUUCAAUAUAUUUAUUUAGUACUGCAUCAAUACCUAUUACCUGUAUUUUUUUAUUUUGUACUGUUCAUGUCAUUCCGAUUUUCACAAAUUUUCAAAUGAAUUUUAUAUAGCAUUACUUAAUAAACAUAUUGAUUUGGCUUCAAA